Messenger RNA from Gekko japonicus, 1847 nucleotides. It is a transcript of the gene BSCL2, whose product is annotated as Berardinelli-Seip congenital lipodystrophy 2 (seipin). Lineage: Eukaryota; Metazoa; Chordata; Lepidosauria; Squamata; Gekkonidae. Gene Ontology annotation, biological process: lipid storage; lipid droplet organization. The coding region runs from base 477 to 1664 and encodes 395 amino acids. The record is from RefSeq and is a predicted model, not a curated record. Gene Ontology annotation, cellular component: endoplasmic reticulum membrane. The transcript has 11 exons.
GUGGGGAGAAGCAGGGAGGAGGCGCCGGCGGCAUUGACCGAGUCGCAGCUGGGAAGAGCGCAGGGCCCCUCUAUCGCCUGGGGAUGCUGAGACAGCAGAGUGCCUGGUUCCCAAGGGGCUGGUGAGCUCGGCAAAGCAACUCCGCCUGCCUGCCAUGCUCUGGAGUCAUUGACUUCUGGGCCGUCCGGUAUCUCUUGAUGGAUAUAAACAGCCUCCAGAAAGGCAAGAGGCGUCGACGGCGUGGCAUGCGGACCAGGAGCCAGAGUCUCUUCCCUGAGUAGGAGGCCCUGUCGUUGCAACCCAGCCGGGAUUCAAGGGGAACUCCUUUGCUCGCCUCUGUGUUGCAUAAGAAAUUGCUGCUCCAUUCCGGUCUCCUCCCAGUGCCAUAGAGAAGCAUUUGUUGCCCAGCACGUUCCUCCAUCGGGCCAUUCCUUGCUUCCCUGGAUCCUGGUCUGUUGCCGUCUUCUGCCGGUGCCAUGGCGGGCAGCACCGGCCCCCUCCUUCUUUGGGCCCAGGACGUGGCCACGCUGCUGAUCCUCCGGGUCCGCCGCACCGUCCUGCAGACGGCCAUUUUGCUUUGUGUCUUACUGCUGCUCCUCUGGGUCUCCAUCUUCCUCUACGGCAGCUUCUACUACUCCUAUAUGCCAACGGUCAGCUACGUCAGCCCCGUACACUACCAGUUCAGGUCAGAUUGUAGUGCGUCUGGACCAGAACUGUGCUCUUUUCCUGUCGCCAAUGUGUCCUUCCUCAGGAAUAGCCGUGACCGGGUCCUCAUGUACGGCCAGCCGUAUCGUAUUUCUGUGGAGCUGGAGCUGCCGGAGUCUCCCGUCAACCAAAACCUGGGGAUGUUCAUGGUGGUCAUAUCCUGCUACACCAAAGGCGGCCACAUCAUCUCCUCAUCAGCCAGAUCCGCUAUGCUGCACUAUCGUUCAGACCUACUGCAGGUCAUGGACACCAUGACUUUUGCCGGCCUCUUCUUGUCGGGUUUUUCAGAACAGAAGCAAACCGUGGAGGUCGAAUUGUUUUCAGACUACAAGGAGGACUCGGUGAGGCCGGCACCCCUCAGUAUUCUAAAAGCACAACAUGAAAGACUGGACCACUGCAGAACUGUAACUUCUCUUCCUUUCUGGUCUCUCCCUCACAGGUACCUGCUCUACAACUUCCCAGUCACCUCCGCCAUCUUGGGUGUGACCAGCAACUUUGUUUUCCUCAGCGUCCUUGUCCUUUUCAGCUAUCUGCAGUGGAUCUGGGGCAGUGUGUGGCCCCGAGACUCACUUUCUGUUCAGGUAUCUGGAGACGAAGGAUCUGGAGGGCAGCGAGAAGACAUACGCAGGCGGGUUGUGAUCCCCAAAGCAGGCCUUGAGGAGGCAGAGGACGUUCCCUCGGCACAGCCUGAAGACGUAGGGGCUGCUGAAGGCACAGAGCUGUCUGGAGCAGUCGCUAUGAUGCAGGCCAAGAAGUGCAAACCUGGAGAACCUGAUUCUGGAUCAGAAGCCAGCUUAGAGACAGAUUUUGAGUCUGUGGACAAUUCGUCGCUGCUCACAGAGGCCAACUUCCCAGCUGCUUCCCAGGAGAGGGAUCCCUCAAGCCUGCUGCCGUCAGAAGGAAGGGCCCCUUCGCCGGGGGCAGAAAUCCGCCAGAGAACUGUUUGCUCCAGUUCCUGAGAGGUCCUGGUUGCUCAACCUCCCUCCCCUUGGUAUUUGCACUUCUAAUAGCAUACGCCCUGCACAGGCCUUGCUUGCCCCAGGGAAGCUGCGGCUCCCAGCUUGUGUUUACAUUCCAGCCGUUUUUUUCCCUUAAUGCCCGGAGACACUGUAACUUAAUAAAAUUUAUCUGCUAACGGUUAA